AAAUGCGAGAAUAGCUCUUUGUCACUAUUACACCAGACACUGCUUGCGGUUUUUUUUAAAGUAAUAUACAGAAAUGUGCGAUCUUAACUGGUGCGCUGUGUGCGAUAAAGCCAUUCAUUCCUCAUUGUCAACGUUAUAUUGCUCCGACGAAUGUCUUCAGCAUGACGCAUUGAGUCGACAUCCGUUGCUUGGUUACAACUCGCCGAGUUUAGGGGUUUCUUGGCAAAGUCUACAGAGCGUCGCAUCAGCAACCAUCGUCAUAACAACCAUAGCCAUGACAACCGUUCUCAUGACAAACGUCUCUAUGGCAGCUGUGGAAGCAUGAUAAGCAACGACAACAGCACUGGCAGGAACCGGAUCAUUAAACGACGCCAACGGCAACGAUUACUUCCUUCCGUCUUUGUUGCACAGUGCAACGUCUACGGAUGAUGAAGAGGAACCAUCGCCGGCCCUGACU
This is a messenger RNA of Zychaea mexicana, 457 nucleotides long. RefSeq lists its product as uncharacterized. Bases 74 to 325 code for a protein of 83 amino acids. Lineage: Eukaryota; Fungi; Mucoromycota; Mucoromycetes; Mucorales; Lichtheimiaceae. The transcript is spliced from 2 exons. The record is from RefSeq and is a predicted model, not a curated record.